UCACACAAUAAACGUACACAAAUCGACUUCAUCAAGAGGAAAGGAAAAUCAAAAUCAAGAUCGAAAUUUACAGAACUCAAUUGAAUAGCUCUGGCAAAUCACAACCAGCAUCUACAAUCAUUGAUCAGUCCCUUCAUCGGUCCGCAACCAGAAAACAGAGGUUCAAAAAUGUACACAUACACACCCACAUACUACUCCACUCUUCAUGACUCGAUCACCUCUCUCUGCAAGACCAUCCUUCCCUUCUCCUUCAAGAAGCGGCGGCUGCCAGCGGCCGAGCAGAAGCUAUCGAAGCUGCAGUCGGAUAAUCUGAAAUGGCAGCAAGAUUCCUUCCAUCAAAUACUCAAAUUGAUGGGCCUUUGUAAAGAAGGAAUCUUAGCAGAACACGAGGUUUCAUCUUUUCGAUCGCAUUUACUCGAGACCCUUAUCGCUUCUCCAGCCGAUCAAGAGCAACCUGUGAUCUUGAGGGAUAAGCUGCUAUUUUUGCAGGAGCUGUUUUACGCGAAGUGCAUUACGGCGGAUGAGUAUCAUUCUUCGAAGAGGCCUUUGUUACAGAGACUUGCAGUUCAAGGGGCUGAGAUCGAGGCCAGAGACGUAAUUGUUGCGAAUCAGAAGGAAAAUUCAGAAGAGGAGUGGUCAGUCAUUGACCUGAGGGAUGAACAGUGCUUGCUUAGCAAAGAAAGUUCAAAUUCAAAGAACAAAUCGAAACACGGUUCAGCUAUAAAGCAGAUUAAAGGCGUGGCCUCAGUUUUGAGCUUUGCAACGCCUCAUAAGAAUGUAAAGAACCGGGAAGAAAAGAGCAUCAUCGGUCCAGUGUCGGAACAUUCUGGGCAUAAUGAGUUGGGGUUGUCUAGAGAAAACCCUUUUUGGAACAUCCAUUUGAAGGAGAAAGAAAGUGAAACUCGAUCCAUACUUAUGCCAGAAAGCAUACCAGUGGAGACAGUGAAGGUUGAAAAGAGCGGUGCCGACAAGGCAAAGAAGAAAGUAUUUCGGACUCUGUUUCAGAAGGAAGGCAGUGAAAAUGUGCCUGAAUCUGAGGAAAAAGUUUCAAAAUCGGGGAAGAAGCAAUGGGGGUUUGAGGGGUUGAAGAAAUGGAAGAGAAACAACUGGGAAGACGAAACAACUCCACUGCCCCUUAGCGAGAGAUCAGAUAUUGAUUCUUAUUUGGGACCUUGUCAGCUUGUAGCUAGCCCCAUUGGGGAGGGCCCUGAUACAAAACAAAUAAAGAGGAAGAUACAUUCUAAUGGUUCCUCCUCAGAUUUUUUCAUCGAUAAGGUGUUGGGAGAGAAAAUAAAGAAGGAGCUGUCUCUAAUUCAGACGGAACUCAAUACCACAAACCACAAUCUUCAAUUUUCGAAUGAUCAGAUUGAAGCAAUUUCCACCAAGCUUCCUGUUGACAAAGCAGACCUGAAAAAGUUCUUUCCCAAGUCAUGGUGUGAUCGGUAUGGAGAUGUGGUGUUGGAUGUGGUGAAAAAGGAAUUCAAGGAUCACGUGGGAGAGAUGGAGAGUAUGCGAACUGCUGCCAGAGAGAAGCGUGGCCACUCAACCAGAUGGACAACCUUUGAAGAUGAUGAGAAUUGUCACCCAAAUCUCUUUGCGCAUCAGGAUCAUUCAUUCCAGAUGAAGCAAACAAAGCUCGCCCCCUCCAAGGAAGAUUACUCCUAUAUCAGCAACAUCGAUAGCAGUAACACCAAGUGCUUUGAAAACAAUCCCUUCUUUCAUGACUACAGUGAUGGUAGAGGUGAAAAGCCAAGGUCUGAAUUGGGUUUUUACCAGGACCAGAACCAGAACCCCUUUUGGAGUCCAAAGCAAGGAUCUUCCGUGAUGGGUUAAAUAUAAUAGGGCAGUGCUGGUUUGUUGGCACCGAGAGGCCGCGCUCGGAAGUAUGCUUUUAUCUUUACUCAUUUUCUUGUCAUCGCAUGAACAAUGAAGAACUCUGUUCUUCGAGCUAUGUAGAAUUCCACCUAUUACAUUUGUAGAUGGACCGUUCUAUUCCCGGUUGUUUCCCUCAGAAUGUGCAGUGAGACUUCGGGGUGUGUUUGGUAGGGAAACGACCAUCGUGGGAAUGUACGUCUUAUUCUUUUUUCUAAAUAAAAUAGAGUAGGAGGUAUUUUAUUUUGA
Vitis riparia (riverbank grape) is the source of this 2121-nucleotide messenger RNA. RefSeq lists its product as uncharacterized. The transcript is spliced from 5 exons. The record is from RefSeq and is a predicted model, not a curated record. NCBI's taxonomy places the organism in Eukaryota, Viridiplantae, Streptophyta, Magnoliopsida, Vitales, Vitaceae. Bases 169 to 1833 code for a protein of 554 amino acids.